Rhododendron vialii is the source of this 792-nucleotide messenger RNA. RefSeq lists its product as uncharacterized. The record is from RefSeq and is a predicted model, not a curated record. The transcript is spliced from 3 exons. The coding region runs from base 327 to 671 and encodes 114 amino acids. Lineage: Eukaryota; Viridiplantae; Streptophyta; Magnoliopsida; Ericales; Ericaceae.
AACGGUGUAAGAACGUACACCACAAGCUUGCUCUUCCAACGGAGACAUUGUUCUUAGAGUGGAACCCCUAUACUUUUGCAACAUUGUGUUAUGCAAUUGCCGUUGUUGAAUGUUUUCAAUUGCAAGAUCAACCUAAAGCAGUCAAUAUGGUUCCAUCUAUUAUGAUGGGUUAUGAUGGAAUCAGGUCUUAUAAAUAGGUGGUCAAGGUCUCCACUCCAAACCCUCUUUUCUCAUACUUUCCCAUCUUUGUGUGAGACUAAGGUCAAAAUCAAAAGAAGGAUUUUGGAGGCAGAAGACGAAUAACCACACUAAGAUUUUCUUCCUCUAUGGCGAUAGAGACGAGAGAGAGGGGCUCGCACACCACCACCACCGGCGACGAUGCUUCCCACCUCCACCGGCGACCACGCUUACCAUCUCCACCAGCGACCACACUCCCCACCUCCACCACCAGAACCCAACCACAGCGCUACCCACCGCCAGAGACCGCCACCACCACCAGCUGGGAAAUCCGACGUUGUUACCCCACCACGAAGGCUCAUCCUUUCUUAAAAGACAAGAGGAAGUUCGUGUAUAAUGUUUGUGCCAAUUGCAAUCAUCUCGUCAUUACAGAACAGGCCGUAUGCAAUAUCAUUGCUGAAACUCUUACAACUCAAAUUUUUUUGGAGGGCUAAGGGUUGUGUUUUGGAUCCAAUUUUUUUGGAGGGCCCUAUGCAAAAUCAUGAAGUUGCUGAAAGAUCUCUGCAGUUUUCUGGUGCUAUGAAUACUGUUUUUUAAUGAAGUUGCUGAAACUCU